GCUGGCUUCACUCUUUCCUGUGUAGCUGAAUCAAUGGCCCUCUAGCACCCGAAGAAAAACUGCAGUUUACAGUCAUUUAAAGAGUUUGAAGUCAGCCUUUUUGUGACCCCUGUCAGAGAUGCCGGGCCUCAGCUGUAGGUUUUACCAGCACCGCUUCCCGGAGGUGGAGGACGUGGUGAUGGUGAAUGUACGCUCCAUCGCUGAGAUGGGCGCGUAUGUCAGCCUGCUUGAGUAUAACAACAUCGAGGGAAUGAUCCUGCUGAGCGAGCUGUCCCGCAGGCGCAUCCGCUCCAUCAACAAACUCAUCCGCAUCGGACGCAAUGAAUGCGUGGUGGUCAUCAGAGUGGACAAAGAGAAGGGAUACAUUGAUUUGUCCAAGAGAAGAGUCUCUCCGGAAGAAGCCAUCAAGUGCGAGGAUAAAUUCACCAAAUCUAAAACCGUGUACAGCAUUCUUCGGCACGUUGCUGAAGUAUUGGAAUACACUAAGGACGAGCAGUUGGAGAGUUUGUUCCAGCGUACCGCCUGGGUGUUUGAUGAGAAGUACAAGAAACCUGGAUACGGGGCCUACGAUGUCUUCAAACAAGCUGUCUCCGAUCCCUCCAUGCUGGACGGGUUGGAUCUGACCGAGGAAGAGAGAGCUGUGCUCAUCGACAACAUCAACAGACGACUCACUCCACAGGCUGUCAAAAUAAGAGCGGACAUUGAGGUGGCGUGUUACGGUUAUGAAGGCAUUGAUGCGGUCAAAGAAGCUUUAAGAGCGGGACUCGGCUGCUCCACAGAGGUGAUGCCAAUCAAGAUAAACCUAAUUGCACCACCACGAUAUGUCAUGACCACAACGACUCUGGAGCGCACAGAAGGUCUGUCGAUACUCAAUCAGGCCAUGGCCGCCAUAAAGGAGAAGAUCGAGGAGAAACGAGGAGUCUUCAAUGUCCAGAUGGAGCCUAAAGUGGUGACGGACACUGAUGAAACAGAACUACAGCGGCAGCUGGAACGUUUGGAGCGAGAGAACGCCGAGGUGGACGGUGAUGAUGAUGAUGAAGAGAUGGAGGCCAAAGCAGAAGACUAAAAGAUGGACUAGAUGUCUACAACUCCUUCAGCUGAAAGCUGUACUGUGGAAAAUUGAUUCAUAUUAACUUAUUUUGUAUGGUAUCAAUCAUACGGUCUUCAAAGUACGAAUUUGCAGCAAGUUAACAUUUCCGACAACAGUGACAGCAUGUUGUUAUUAAAGCUCCUUGUUGUGCAAAUUAUUUUCUGAACCGGUGGCCUUUCUGUCGUUACGCAAGCAACUACGAUCUAUAUUAAGCCCAUUCAACAGUGCAGAAUAAAAUACAACUUGUUUCUCUCUAUUUCAAGCUACUAGUAAAAAUCUGG
Xyrauchen texanus (razorback sucker) is the source of this 1371-nucleotide messenger RNA. RefSeq names its product eukaryotic translation initiation factor 2 subunit 1-like. Bases 119 to 1066 code for a protein of 315 amino acids. Lineage: Eukaryota; Metazoa; Chordata; Actinopteri; Cypriniformes; Catostomidae. Gene Ontology annotation, cellular component: eukaryotic 48S preinitiation complex; eukaryotic translation initiation factor 2B complex; multi-eIF complex. The record is from RefSeq and is a predicted model, not a curated record. The transcript has 8 exons. Gene Ontology annotation, molecular function: translation initiation factor activity; ribosome binding; RNA binding.